CACAAAUUGGCAAUUUUAGAGGUCAAAAGCACGAGGACCUGCCUCAACUCAAACCAAUAGAGUUUUAAAAGGCUCAACUUCCUUCUUUUUACUGUUUUUUUUAGUACUCCGACUGAUACCCGACCUCGACGUACCUCAUCCUAGACCUUUUCUUCACCUACUCGCUGUACUCGUUAUGGAUUGCCUCUUUUUACCGAUCGCUUACAUAGCUGUUGGCGAGGGCGCACGGCAUCAAUACCCUGACUGAUCAGAAAACCAUAUAAGCUCUGCUAUAUCCCUCUGCGAUACCCGAGUUGAUCCUCAUCUUCAUCCUCUGCCCUGCCAUGACGCUCUUACCAACCGCUCUCCUACUGGCAACUGCUGGCCAAGUUCUCGCUACUGUUCAGACCUACACCUGGACAGGCUUUGACCAGUACGAUACCCCGCACUACUUCCCGACCUCCAACUACAGGGUCUACCCUCGGAAAACAGACUUCUCCGUCGCUUCCGUCAACUACUGGGGAAAAGUGAACGACUUCGAUGCCGAAAGCGAGGGAAGUUCCUCUUACGUCACUGAGCGCCGUGCGCCUUUGACCUUUUGUGCCAUUGGAAACAACUCUUUCUGGUUCACUGGAUACCAAUCGUCGGACGAUCUCACUGUGCCCACCGCCUUCGCAGUCGGUCGAUCAUCCAGUCAUCCGAGCUGGGUGUCUGAUUAUACCGAUUUCGAUCCUUCCUCGCUCGAGUACUUCAUCCCUGAGUCACCCGAGGAGACUGCCAAUGAUGCCCAAUUUACCAAACUUGCUCUCCCCCACUCUGCUUGCGUUCCUAUCUCGUCUACACGCGCCAUCCAGUUCUGGGACUCUUGGGCAGACUUCAACAGCCGAGGAUCUUUCAUGGUCCAGUACGAUUUGACGGUGUCCAACAACUCAUUGACCGUCACUCGAUUCAAGGAUCUCUACGGGUCUGUUGAUGACGACCAGUAUGCAUAUGGUCUUUUUGCGGCCAUGCAUGCGAAGAACGGUGUCUACAUGUAUGCUCUCGAUACCAGUGACUAUGGAAACAGCCAGGCUUUAUUCGUUGCCUUUGCUCCCGCCGACACUGUCACGGACCAAUCUACGUGGAAGUACUGGAAAAACUCCACUCAGUCAUGGACCUCCACUGAACCCUUGGCUACAGAGAACCGCACUGCAGAUGCGAUCUACACUCUGUCUGGCUCUGACCAGUUUGUCAUAGACAAUACUGAUGAUUCUAUGUUCUACGCCGGCGGCUCUAUUUUCUACUCAGAAUAUCACCAUGCCUACCUUAUGGUUUAUGUGUCGACCGCAGACACCACCAGCUACAUCAUCGAAUAUGCUCCCACCCCCGUGGGCCCAUGGUCAAACAACAAGAAGGUUCUCUACACGGACUCGACAAAUAACUUGAAGGCCGCUCUCGUGACUCCGAUGAUGUUCAGUACUCCUGCGCUCGCCGGCAAGGUUGGAAAAUACUUGCUGAUGACUCCAGCAUCCCCGGAUUCUGAGUAUGAUGGGCUGACGUAUAGGCUUAUUUUUGACUAAGCGGAGUUUCGUUUUGUUACAUUGCUUGUGUUGCAGGACCUGCUGGCAGACGGAUGGUUUGUGCUUGAUUGCUAGUGUACCUAAAGAUUACUCGUAUAAUACACAAUGAUGACUCAUGCCAGU
Myxozyma melibiosi is the source of this 1661-nucleotide messenger RNA. RefSeq lists its product as uncharacterized. The transcript has a single exon. NCBI's taxonomy places the organism in Eukaryota, Fungi, Ascomycota, Lipomycetes, Lipomycetales, Lipomycetaceae. The record is from RefSeq and is a predicted model, not a curated record. The annotation marks the transcript as partial.